Molecule: messenger RNA, 2666 nt
Organism: Sorghum bicolor (sorghum)
Lineage: Eukaryota; Viridiplantae; Streptophyta; Magnoliopsida; Poales; Poaceae
Product: reticulon-like protein B21
Exons: 12
Coding region: 496-2343 (615 amino acids)
Source: RefSeq, a predicted model, not a curated record
GCCGGAGGAGACGAACCUGCCCUGGAGGCCGCCAGCCAAAGAACCCGAAGAGACAUCUGCCCCCAGUUGCUCUGCCAGCACCACCCCACCACCAGACGUGAGUCCCGAUCAGAUCAGAGAACCUGCCGUCUGCUCUGCUGGCCGAUCCACCAAACCAAAAGCGCCCAAAGCUUUACCUAUCCUCUAGUCCUCCCUCAGUGCCUCCUUUUCCGCUCCAACCCCACCUCCCUCAUCCACCUCCCCAAAGAGAAAAAUAAAGGGUAAAGGAUCCCCUCGGAUUUACAACGGUAAAGCCUGCGGCACCCUGCUAGCCCACUCUCGCCCUAACCCCGAGAUUUGAGUGCAGCAGAAGGCAGAGCAGGGAAGGAAUUUCGGAAGGGGACAGCCCGCAGCGCCAUCAGAAGGGAAGGAGCACCAGGAGCCUCCAAGCGCAAGCAACCAAGCGCAGACAGAGCACAACCAAGACGCCCCACAGCAAGGCCAAGGCAUAAAGCAAUGCAGUCCGGGGGCACGGUUUCCAAUACCGCCACCACCGGUGGACGGAGGCGUGUCUCGGUGCAGUCCACCAGGAGCGCCGCCGUCACCACUUCGGCGUCCUCCGUGUGGGAGGCGCGGAUGAAGAUGGACGAGGUCAAGGGCGGCGUCAAGGUCUUCAGCGCCGGCGCCGCCGACGAGCCGGCGGACGAGGAGGGCAUGCGGGUCUACCGCCGCCUGCGCCGCAACCAGAGCGAGGGCAACGGCACCGGUGCCGCGGGCGCCGCCAGCGCCGCGGCCGCCAAGAAGAGGCGCAGCUGGAAGGCUUCUGAGCCGGUCACCGCGAUUGGGGAUCUCCGCACGACGCGCUCCGACGCCGCCGCCGCCGUGACGACGGCCACCACCACCACUGCGGUGGUUGCCAGGCGGGCCGUGGCGCCGGUAUCCAAGCCCGAGAAGAAGGUGGCGCCCGCGGCGGCCGCCGGCGAGGUCAAGGAGGUGGUGGUCGUGGAAGUGCACAAGGCCGCGGCGGCAGACGCCAAGAACGUGGUGCAACAACCAGAUGAGGAGUUGGACGACGACGACGCGGAGGAUGAAUUAUUGGACGAGGAGCUGGAUCAGACAGAGGAGGAAGAGAAGGAGAUGCUGGAUCAGGAUCACAUGGCCAUUGACAACGAACAAACUGCUCUGGACCAAGUGGAGGACGACGACGGCCAAGAUCUUGGGCCACCGACAAAAGGUAUUAAGCCAACGCCGUCGGUAGAAGAAGAGAGAGCGACCAACCCAGAGCCGGUGAAGCGGCCUCCAGGGAAGAAAUUAGCCUCGGUGGUCGAUCUCCGAGCAAUCAACCCGGAACCCAUGACCCCUCCACCAGUCGAGAAGAAGGCGACACCGAUAGUGGUUCACCGCAUGACCGACUUGGAGCCGGCAAAGCCUACUUCUCCAGUUGAAGAGUAUGUGGAGAUUCAAGGAAGACCAUCUCAACCCAGCAGAAGUCAAGCAAGAAUGCAGAAUAUUGUGAAUUUGGUGAUGUGGAGAGAUGUGUCAAAGUCUGCAUUGGUUUUUGGAUUAGGGACUUUCUUGCUCAUCUCAUCCUCCUACGCCAAGGACCUAAAUUUCAACACAAUCACGGCAGCAUCAUAUGCAGGCCUAAUCUACCUUGGUCUACGGUUCCUGCGGAAGUCCAUACUGAACAGGGGUGAAAAUUUGGAGUGUGACGAUGAAGGCAUUGGCGAGAGGUGCUACCUGGUUGGGGAGGAGGAGGCCAUCUGGCUGCUGAGGCUGGUGCUGCCAUAUAUCAAUGAGGUGCUCCUGAAUCUGAGGUCUCUCUUCUCCGGUGAGCCUGUGACAACCAUGAAGCUGGCACUGCUACUGUUUGCGAUGGCCCGGUGUGGUAAUUUUAUCACCCUCUGGACACUGGCUAAACUGGUCUUCUUUGGGGUCUUCAUCAUCCCGAAGGUGUGCUCCUCUUACUCCACGCAGCUGGCACGAUACGGCAAGUUUUGGCUGGAAAGGUUGAGGGACGCCUGGGAGUCGUGCUCCCACAAGAAAGCUGUGGUGGCAGCCGUCUUCACCCUGGUCUGGAACGUCUCAUCCACGGUGGCACGCGUCUGGGCGGUGUUCAUGCUGGUGGUGGCCAUCAAGUGCUAUCAGCAGCGCAUGGUGGAGUUCGGCUGGAGCAGCAGCACGGUGGAGGACGCACAGGAAUCAGCAGACAACGAAGCAAUUGGCGAGGAGCCGCGGGCGAAACAUAGGGCCCAGGUGCAGGAGUUUGGGGCGCCGGUGGUGCCGCGACACAGGCGAGGGCCAGUCUCCAGCGAGUUCGCCAGGGAGAGGCUGAGGGUCAGGGGUGGCAUCCAGCCUAGGUGAUGGAUACGGAUUGGAUUUAUUAGAGGCUGGCUGAGAAUGACUAGCUUUGUUGUUCUGUUUUUGUGUUCCGGUGAUCACGUCUUGCCAGGCAAUAACAACGGAACACAUAGCGUGUUCAUGUAGAGCCCCGGAUUCCUCGAAUUUACCAUUCACACAUCACCGUUUUUUUUUGCGACGCACACAUCACAGCUUUAGCCUUUAGGCCUUCUUUGUACGACUUCAAAUGGCUUUGGCGGGUGCUACAACACAUGGAGGGUCAGAGCAAGUGAAGCAAAAAAAUAAUAAUAACAUUGGUGUUGCAUGAAAGUUUUAAGUAAACGAAA